Molecule: messenger RNA, 510 nt
Organism: Metarhizium album ARSEF 1941
Lineage: Eukaryota; Fungi; Ascomycota; Sordariomycetes; Hypocreales; Clavicipitaceae
Exons: 2
Coding region: 1-510 (169 amino acids)
Source: RefSeq, a predicted model, not a curated record
AUGGGGAGAUGGUUUCAGGCCAUUGCGACUGCGCGUAUAAGUCUGUAUGGUGUGUACAGCAAUGGAAGGAUCCAUGACGGCGUGGCAAAGUCAAAUUCCCGUUCCAACAGUAGCUUCGUGGGCGCAGUUGGCCCUCGACGCCGACAUAAAGGCCUGGAAAUCACAAAGCAUCCACUUCGUCCUGAUCGGCCGCAUCGCUCGACAUUGGGCGACCACUGCGGCACUCCUGCGACGGCGUCGACACGGUCGAGCACGUCGAGCACGACGGCUGGACUGGCUGGCUUCACAUCGGCCGCGGCCAUCUACACCGCCGGCGAGGUGUUCAGCGGCGACCCGGCGAACAGGGAGGACCUGCGGAGGAGCGGGUUGAACGCGCAGAGCGAGCCGUACGGCUUCAAUGCCAAGUGGAGCGAGCAGAACGGCGUGGUCGUGGCGCCGGCGAGCGAUUUGAGCGCGGGAGGACUGCUUUGGGACGCAGAAGCCGAACGGGACAUGGAGAGGCGUCUUUGA